This is a messenger RNA of Plasmopara halstedii, 1536 nucleotides long. RefSeq names its product amino acid auxin permease family. Gene Ontology annotation, molecular function: amino acid transmembrane transporter activity. The transcript has a single exon. Gene Ontology annotation, biological process: amino acid transmembrane transport. Lineage: Eukaryota; Oomycota; Peronosporomycetes; Peronosporales; Peronosporaceae. Bases 1 to 1536 code for a protein of 511 amino acids. The record is from RefSeq and is a predicted model, not a curated record. Gene Ontology annotation, cellular component: vacuolar membrane.
AUGCCGACCACCGAUUCUAGAUCGGCGUUUUUCUCCAUAGAGGAUGCUAAAGCGUCCUUCAAUCUAUUCUGCUGCGUCUGUGGUAUCGGCUCGUUGGCCAUGCCUUCCAACUUUGCCCGCGCUGGUCCAAUUUACGCAUCGAUUGCGUUGGCUUUCAUGGUUUUCGCCAAUACGUACGCCACGCUUAAGUUAUCGAAGGUUAUGCUCGUGUCACCUUCGUCGGUGAGAACGUAUGGCGAUUUGGGCGAGUGGGCUUUGGGCAAAUGGGGACGCUAUCUCACAGUAGUCUCUCAAAUGGGUGUAUGUCUUCUAGUGCCGUGCGCGUUCUUAAUUCUAGGUAGCACAUUGUUAAACGUGCUAUUUCCGGACUCAUUCAGUCAAAUUUUUUGGAUCAUAUUCAUGGCAAUCAUGGUCGUACCGAUGUGUUUGAUUCCAACCUUAAAGGAAAGUUCCAGCAUGGCGUUUGCCGGCUGCAUGGGAACAAUCAUCGCCGACAUCAUUGCUGUUGUUUUGCUGCAAUGGAAUAUGCGUGGCCACGGUCCAAUUCCUACCCCCAGCAUUUCUCUUCAUCAAAUUUUGACGUGCUUUGGCAACCUUGCACUGGCGUACGGAGCUGCAAUUGUUGUUCCUGACCUGCAGCGCGAGCAUUCUCAGCCACAGUGCAUGCCACGUGUGGUGAUGAUAACAAUUUUGUUCAUAUCAGGCUUCUUCGUUACAAUCGGCUUGCUCGGAUACACAGCUGGUGGCUGCCAAUUAUCGGGCAACAUCCUGUACUCCAUCGUGAAUACUGCGAAUCCUCUUGGCGUGGCUCCCUUGGGCUUUACUGCUGACCGCGGUGCUGUGGUGAUGGCAUACCUGUUCAUGCAAAUGCACAUCUCGAUCGCUUUUUCAACUUUAAUGAUGCCUCCAUUCUUCAUGGCGGAACGCCUGAUCCUGGGCAUGCACAAAGGUCCCGAGGUUGUGCGAUUUAAAGGUGAGGCAGAUCAAGCCAGUGUAGAUCAUGACAUGGCCCUUCAAGAAAAGCACUCGUAUUUGCAGAGCUCGACCCCAUUGGAGAUGUCCAACCGCCAGGUAUCUGCCGCUAGUAUGGUCGAAAAGACGGAGGGCCGAAUGUCGCACUUGCGCGUUGCAUUGGAGUUUGGCCACGAAAUAACGCAACAGGAGCUGAACGCUCCAUACCGCGCAAAACCCCUACGAUACAUCGCUCUUCGCAUAUGCAUCAUCGUGAUAUUAGUGCUUGUUGCCGUUCUUGCCCGCCAGCGAUUCCUCGACUUGCAAGACUUCACUGGUGCCACAGCCCAUACGACGAGCUGCUUGGUGCUGCCUGUUGUCAUCUACAUGCGUGUUUGCUGGAAGAAGAUGUCGAUCGCCGACAAGUCCGCAUCGAUAAUUGUAAUCGUAGUGUGUGCCUUUGCAGGAUUCUACGUGAUGAUUCAUGCUGGUGAGCACCUGUUCUCCCCAUCACACGAUGACACCUUGUUCCCAUACUGUGAGGAAGAGUUCAUGGACGAUCCAUACUACGUCCGUAACAUAUAA